Scleropages formosus (Asian bonytongue) is the source of this 3260-nucleotide messenger RNA. RefSeq names its product fibulin 5 (gene fbln5). NCBI's taxonomy places the organism in Eukaryota, Metazoa, Chordata, Actinopteri, Osteoglossiformes, Osteoglossidae. The record is from RefSeq and is a predicted model, not a curated record. The transcript has 11 exons. Bases 861 to 2210 code for a protein of 449 amino acids. Gene Ontology annotation, molecular function: calcium ion binding.
CGGAGGAGCGUCGAGCUGCGCACAGCAGCGCCUGCGACCGACCGAUCGAUCGAUCCUGCUCCGUCUGCGCUUAUUCUGCGCUUAUUCUACACUCCGUCUGCGCUCUCCCCCUGGCCAUCUACACUUAUUUUACACUCAUUCUGCGAUCUCUCCCCAUCUACACUCAUUCUGCACUCCAUCUGUGAUCCUGCUCCGUCUGCACUUAUUCUACAUUCCGUCUGCGCUCUCUCCCCAUCUGUACUUAUAUUCUGUGAUCUCUCUGCAUCUGAACUUCUUGAAAAACUUUUUCUACAAUCAUUCUGCGAUCCCGCUCCAUCUUCCACACUUAUUCUACACUCCGUCUGCGCUUUCUCGCCAUCUAUACUUAUUUUACACUCAUUCUGCGAUCCCGCUCCAUCUUCUACACUCUCUCCCCAUCUUACACUUUUUCUAACAAUCAUUCUGCGAUCCUGAUUCAUCCACACUUCUACACUCCGUCUGCGCUCUGUCUCCAUCUUCUACACUCCACACUCUCUCCCCAUCCAUCUGCACUUUUCUACACUUAUUCUGCUCGCUCUCUCUCUCUCUCUCUCUCUCUCUCUCUCUCUCUCUCUCUCCCCCCAUCUACACUCCUUCUUCUACACUCAUUCUGCGCUCCUCGCACUGAGGAAAUCACGGCUCGGCCGCGGGACUCUUACGAGGAGUCCGCCCAGGAGCCGUAAAAAGAUGGGCUUUGAGGGAUUUAACAGCAGCCCCCGGACCUUCGUGAGGUAGGACGCAGGCUGCAGCAUGGAUCAGUGCAGGAACAUAAUAAAUAUAAUAACCUUUCAGGAUCAUUCUCUUCUGCUCAGUGUCACAUCCGAGGGGAGGCUCACAGACAAAUGCUGCCCGUUCUGAUGAUGCUGACUUUGUGGUGUGUGCGGCGGGCAGAAGCGCAGACCUGCACUGAAGGGUUCGCUUAUGACCGUCGCAUCAGGCAGUGCGUUGACGUGGACGAGUGCCGGACCAUGGCGAACCCCUGCCGUGGGGACAUGCGCUGUAUCAACCAGAACGGCGGGUACCUCUGUUUACCCCGGGGAAUGUACAGUCAGUCGUAUGACAGGCCCUCCUCCUACCCCAAUCCCUCUUACCCGGACUCAUCAGUGGGUUACCAGGAACCCUACCCCCAACCCCCGGUGCCCGCCGCACCCCCGAGUUACCCCAUUGUGGGCCGGUCUGCCCCCUGCCUGCUGGGAUACACGCUGGGGGAGGGAGGCGUAUGUGUGGAUAUUGACGAGUGCGAGACGAAUUCCCACCAGUGCAAUCCGACCCAGGUGUGCAUUAACACAGCAGGAGGAUACACCUGCUCGUGCACGGAGGGGUAUUGGCUCGUCGGCGGGCAGUGCCAAGAUAUUGACGAGUGUCGCUAUGGAUACUGUCAACAGCUGUGUGCCAAUGUGCCAGGGUCUUACUCCUGUUCAUGCAACCUUGGCUUCACCCUCAAUUCGGAUGGAAGAACCUGUCAAGAUGUGGACGAGUGCGAGAAUACACCCUGUGCCCACGGCUGCUUCAACACCUACGGUUCCUUCAUGUGCAACUGCGGAGAGGGCUUUGAGCUGGCAGCCGACGGGACCAGCUGUAAUGACCUGGAUGAGUGUGGCUUUGCGGAGUUUUUGUGUCAGCACUCUUGUGUGAACAACCCCGGAUCAUACUCUUGCGUUUGUCCCCCGGGGUAUUUGGUAUUUGAUGACGGACGCAGCUGCGAAGAUAUCAAUGAAUGUGACACUGGUAACAACACCUGUACAACAGCACAAGUGUGUUUCAAUUUCCAGGGGGGGUAUAAAUGCCUGGACCCUUUAAAAUGUGACCCACCUUACAUUGAGUUUAGUGAAAAUCAGUGUAUGUGUUCUUCUGAGAAUCCUGCAUGCCGGGACAAGCCCUUCACCAUCCUGUACCGGCACAUGGACCUGUCCCCGGGCCGCAGUGUGCCCGCGGACAUCUUUCAGAUGCAGGCCACUACACGUUACCCAGGGGCCUUCUACAUCUUCCAGAUCAAGUCCGGCAACGAAGGACGAGAGUUCUAUAUGAGGCAAACCAGUGAUGCCAGUGCCACUUUGGUUCUUGCACGUCCUCUCAAAGGUCCACAGGAGAUGGUCCUGGACCUGGAGAUGGUCACCGUCAACAACGUCAUCAACUUCCGGGGAAGCUCCAUCAUCCGACUCACAAUAUUUGUUGCGGAGUAUUCCUACUGAGACCCAGAACCUGACAUCUUCUACCUGUGGAGCCUUAAUCUCACUGCCCUCCCUCUCCCCUUUCCUCCAGCAGGCAGCUUGCUUUGUCUGGGUUUUUGCCUACACUGUUCCAGGAGACUGGGGACAGUUCCUGGUGUUGUGCCCUACCAUCUUCCAUCUCUCCUCACUCCUCUGCAGGGACACUGUGUCUGAAAGCUGCCCGCAAAAAUAUUUAUAUUUUAAUGGAAGAUGACUUUAUUGUUUGUUCUUUAUGAAUAUUAUCGGGUCAUUGUUUCCAUUGAUUUUUCAGAGACUUUUCAUCUUUCGUGAAACACCAAUGGUAUGCAUCCUUAAGCUGAAUGAUUUUUUUUUUUUUUUUCUUUGAUUCUGUUUUGUUUUUCACUUUUAUUUUUUUGUGAACUCCUUAUAAAGCUGUGAAGAUAAGGUCACACAGCUGUAUUUGUGUGUGUGUGUGUGUGUGUGUGUGUGUGUGUCAAAUAAGUCGGUGCACGCGCAUUUCCUUCAAUAAAAAGGGCAACGCAUUUCAACAGGAAAAACCAGGCAAAUUUCAGGGGAAAGCAGACUUAGCAAUCGCACACUGAAAUGAGCAGAAAGGAUGUAGAGUGACCUUUGGGAUGCACAUCACUAAUGUGGACCAUCGCUGGGCAAGCAAAUGGCAAAGGAGAAAACCAUCAGAUGUGAUGAUGAUGGGUGUAUAAAUGUUACACAUCUGAGUUUAAAAUAAAACAGGAUAUUAUUGUUGACCAUCCAUUGUCCUAGCCUAGAGCUGAUUUUCAUUCCUAAUGACGAAAGUCAAACAUGAAUAUGUGAAACUAAAGUGAGAAAAAGACUAUAUAAUUUAAAAUGCCUCCAAAACAUGUUUGAUGUGCUAUAUGAUGCUUUCAUUGUAGUGACAGGAUUUCAUGCAUUAUUGUUAUAUUUCCAACAACACCUGGCGAAUAAAAACGUUUUUAUUUUAAAAUGUUUUAUGUAACUCCUAAACAUCAUGUCUCGUCCUUUAUAACUGUUUUUUGAAGACCCUGUUUACUUCGGUCAGUAAAAUAAACGUAU